CUGUCGAUAUGUCGAUCACCUCUAUAAAAAGAGGGAAAAUACGUGUCCUGCAAUGCAAUUUCAAAAUCAAUUUAAGUUUACGCGUUGAUCCCUCUUGACCCCUCGGCGCCGUGCAAAGGUUAACAUCAUUCUGUAUUGACAUCAAAGUGUAUUGAUCAGACAUUGCAAAAACGUCGCCGGUGCCACAACAUACAUAUGAUAUAUGUGUAUGCAUGUAUGUGUGUAUGACACUGAGGCAUAUAUGUAAAUAAGUAAAGAUACAGAUCGCAUCUCAACAUCUUUCCUGAAAAACCCUUGUGAUCACCCGUCGAUUGGUCUGCCUGACAUCAAAGUGUAUCCAUCAGUCAAGGCCAUAGUUUCAUUUAUCUCAGAGGACGCAGCGGCCACCAACCAUGGACGUGAUAAUCUGUCGCUCAUGUCUGGACACCUCGCCGGUCAUGGUCAAUAUAUUCGACAAAGCACCAGGACUGGAGAUCUCCAUCGCCGAAAUGAUAUCCCGAUGUACGCCUUAUAAGAUAUCCAGAGGGGAUGGCCACUACGAAAACAUCUGCGAGGACUGCCUAAAAUGUGCAAAAACUGCCUUUGAGAUACGGCAGACAUUGGAGAAGAGCUACCAGGUCUUUCGCCAGUUGAGGAAGGAUAAAGAGAAAUCGGACGACCCCAAGCCUUCUUCGGUGAAGAAAUCUUACAAGUGUAAGCAGUGCUCCAAGUCGUUCUCCAAGAAAAGCACCCUCAAGACACACAGCCUAACUCACACCGGAGAGCGAACGUACAAGUGCGAGCAGUGCUCAAAGAUGUUUUUCAAUGCAAGGGGACUCAGGGAACACACUCGAACUCACGCAGAAGAGCGACCCUAUGAGUGCUCCCACUGCUCCAAGUCAUUCCUGCAGAAAAGUCGUCUCAAUGUACACCUGCGGACCCACACUGGAGAGCGACCGCAUAAGUGUUCUCAGUGCUCAAAGUCAUUUUCCCAGAAGAAUCACCUCCAAGUUCACAUGUUAACCCACACGGGAGAGCGUCCGUUCAAGUGUUCGCACUGCUCCAAGACGUUUUCCCUUGACUGGAAUCUCCGAAAGCACAUCCUAACUCACGAUGGAGAGAUGUCUCGCACUCACAAGUGCACCCAGUGCCCCAAGUCGUUUAUCGAGAAAGUAAAUCUCCAGAGACACAUGCGAACACACACAGAAGAGCGGCCGUUUAAGUGCUCCCAUUGCUCGCAGUCCUUUUCUCAGAAAAGUAAUCUUCAGUCCCACAUCCGCAUCCACACGGGAGAACGACCGUUCAAGUGCUCCGAGUGCUCCAAGUCGUUUCUCCGGAAGGAGCAUCUGAUAUCACACGGCAGAACCCACAUGGAGGAGGGACCGCAUAAGUGCAAGCACUGCCUGAAGAGAUUCUUCAAGAAGGAUGAGCUCAAGGAGCACGGCCGAACGCACACCAAGGAGCGGCCGUUCAAGUGUUCACAGUGCUCGAUGACGUUUACCUAUAAGCCAAAUCUUCAGGCGCACAUCACAUACAUCCACAAGGGAGAGCGACCGCACAAGUGCGACCAGUGCUCAAAGGCGUUUCCCAAUAGAUUCACACUUCGGGGCCACAUGCGAACUCAUACUGGCGAGAAGCCCUACAAGUGCUCGCAGUGCCCGAAGGCGUUUGCCCAGAAGAGCACCCUCACGACCCACAACCGAACGCACACGGGAGAGCGACCAUUCAAGUGUUCCCACUGCUCGAAGACCUUUGCCCAAAAAGGUAAUCUUCAGGACCACAUGCGAGUACACGAAAAAGCGAAGGAAUAGGUAUUCCCAACAUCACAUGUAGGAGAACUCUUAAAAACAGUCUGACAUUUACAAGAACAAUGAAUAUUAGUAUAUAAUAUAUGUAUUUCAACUAAAACCUUUUUUAAUAUGUAAAUAUAAAUUUUAAAAUGUCUUAGAAUAAGAAUUUACCAAAGAUUACUAAAUACAUUUUAUUAUAGAAUUUAUAAUUUAAAUUAAGUACCCUAUUCGACACAGUCCAUUCGUGUAACAGUUGGGUAUUUUACUUUUUAUGUCCUUUUAACACUUUUUGUAAUUUCUAAAAUAUAUUCAAAGUAUUUUAUAUUUUCAUCGUUAACCACAUCAAG
Messenger RNA from Drosophila kikkawai, 2116 nucleotides. RefSeq names its product zinc finger protein 431-like. The record is from RefSeq and is a predicted model, not a curated record. NCBI's taxonomy places the organism in Eukaryota, Metazoa, Arthropoda, Insecta, Diptera, Drosophilidae. Gene Ontology annotation, cellular component: nucleus. Gene Ontology annotation, molecular function: zinc ion binding. Gene Ontology annotation, biological process: regulation of gene expression.